AACAGGAACCAAACUAACAUUAGCCAUUGAUUGGAGAGGAAACGUCUCAGAAAAGCACUAUCCAAAUCCAUACAGUUAUCUCUAUAAAACUAAGGCUUGAAGACAGUGGUUGAACAUGGAAGAUCUCUCGCCUGCUGAAACCUCUACAGCUGUUAAAGUCUCUCCACCAGAUCCCAUCUUUGAGAAGAUUAGCUUAGGAGAGCUGUCUGCAGUUUCAGCCAAGCCAGUGGAGAUAUGGAAGAAAGGAGGCCGCCUCCUCUCUGGGCUGCUGGGAAUAAAUAUAGUUCUGCUGGGGUGCGCUCUGGUUAGCAGUGGUGCUUUUACCGAUGUUUCAGUGGCAGAAAGGGAGGUGCUAUCCUUCCUCAGUGUCCUCAUGGGGGUCUGUAGUAUCUGGAUGGUCUCAUACCUCCUGUGGACAUCAAGGCACAAAAAUAACCUCAAACUGAAAGAUUCACAUGCUGGGCCUAUCUGGCUGAGAGGAGGUCUGGUGCUCUUUGGAGUGUGCACACUGGUUCUGGACGUUAUGAAGAUUGGCAAAUCAAUCACUCUGAUACAUUGUGAAUCACCAGUCAAAAUUGUCCACCCUGUUAUACAGGCUGUGUUUGUGGUAAUACAGACCUAUUUUCUUUGGGUCUGCUGUAAGGACUGUGCACAGUUACACAUGAACCUCACCAGAUGUGGCCUCAUGAUAACACUCAGCACUAACCUGGCAGUAUGGAUGGCGGCUGUAACAGAUGAGUCUUUGCAUCAGACACAUGAGUUAAAUAUGGGUGUGAACUAUACAUUCAAUGCCACUGCUGGGGUAAGAGCAGCAGGUGGAGGAUCACAUGGAUGUGAUUGUGAAACCCACAUGUGUAAAACCUUUCAGAAUGGCUAUUAUUAUCUGUACCCCUUUAAUAUCGAAUACAGCCUCUUUGCUUCAGCCAUGUCCUACGUAAUGUGGAAGAAUGUGGGUCGAGUGAUGAGCGAGGACCACCACCACACUAGCCACAAGUUCAAAACUCGAAAUCUGUUUAUGGGACUUAUUUGCGGUAUCGGGGUCCUUGUUGCCGGUCUUGGAGUCUUCAUUGUUUAUAAGAUCGAGGUGGACACAGAAGACAGCAAAUCACAAGCAAUUACCAUGUUUUACAUUUUUAAUAUCACAGCCCUUAGCCUAAUGUCCAUUGGUUCACUCGCUGGAACUAUCAUCUAUCGGUUUGACAAAAGGGACAUGGACAACCACAAGAACCCCACUAGGACUCUUGAUGUGGUCCUGCUUCUUGGGGCUGCCCUUGGGCAAUAUUGUAUUUCCUAUUUCUCCAUAGUGGCUAUGGUGGCCUUGCAACCUGGAGAACAGUUGCACACUCUGAUCUUGGUAAAUUCUUUACUCUUGAUUGUGCAACACACCCUACAGAACACCUUCAUUAUUGAGGGGUUGCACCGGCAGCCCCGCACAAAUAACCACCACGCUACAGAACUACAGGAAAAAGGUCAUUCCCCCCAUGUCUAUAUCAAUCCAGCAGCCACCAUCUCCCACAGCAACCACUCCCCUUCCAGUGAUAGAAAACACGAAUCUGACCUAGAGACAAAGCAACAUGGGACUCCCACCAGCUUCCCAGAAUAUAACUCUAAAGCUGACUGGAGAAGGAAAAUUCUGAAGGAGAUCUCUUUGUUCCUCCUCGUUUCUAACAUCAUAUUUUGGAUUAUGCCCGCUUUUGGUGCCAGACCCCAGUUUGACAACCGCUUGGAACUUCAUUUCUAUGGGUACAGCAUGUGGGUGGCGAUUGUCAACAUUGGUCUUCCCUUUGGGAUCUUCUACAGGAUGCACUCUGUUGCCAGCCUCGUGGAAGUCUAUAUUAUGACUUAA
This is a messenger RNA of Xenopus laevis (African clawed frog), 1846 nucleotides long. RefSeq names its product otopetrin 2 S homeolog (gene otop2.S). Gene Ontology annotation, molecular function: proton channel activity. The record is from RefSeq and is a predicted model, not a curated record. The coding region runs from base 116 to 1846 and encodes 576 amino acids. Lineage: Eukaryota; Metazoa; Chordata; Amphibia; Anura; Pipidae. Gene Ontology annotation, biological process: proton transmembrane transport. The transcript is spliced from 7 exons. Gene Ontology annotation, cellular component: plasma membrane; membrane.